Molecule: messenger RNA, 1494 nt
Organism: Vicia villosa (hairy vetch)
Lineage: Eukaryota; Viridiplantae; Streptophyta; Magnoliopsida; Fabales; Fabaceae
Product: metalloendoproteinase 2-MMP-like
Exons: 3
Coding region: 366-1274 (302 amino acids)
Biological process (GO): proteolysis; extracellular matrix organization; collagen catabolic process
Cellular component (GO): extracellular matrix
Molecular function (GO): metalloendopeptidase activity; zinc ion binding
Source: RefSeq, a predicted model, not a curated record
UAAAAAAUAUCAAGCAUCAAAUAUAUGAAGUAGAGUAUUAAAAGAAAAUCACUUCCUCUGUUAUUUAGUUGAGUUUAUUUUUUAUGUCUCAUUAGAAUAUCAAGAUUCAGAUCUGUUUACUUUUUUUUCGGUUGAGCCUUCACUGGAUUUCAGUUUGUGGGUGGUGGAAGAGUUCGUCGGCGGUGGUUGCAUGAUGCAACUCGGUUGCAGUUAUGUCAUCUCCUUCUCUGCUGGGUCUCCAUAUCAUGCAUUCUGACGCCAGUUUUUGCUGCAACUAAGCUUCAUCUUCUCUGAUGCUGGUUUGUGGAUUCUUGCUUUGGUUAGAGUUGCUAUCUCUGCGGUCUUAAAAUCUACUUCAGUCGUUUAUGAUUGAUUCCAGAGUGUUUGGCCAGAAAUGGUCGGGAUUACUUACCGCAGUUUGUGCAUGCAGAAGCAGAAUACCCCUAUUUCUUAAACGCAUAAUCUCUCGUAACUGGUUUUCAAGACUCUGGAAUAGUUUCAAGUCAAUCUUCCAAAAAGCUCUAAAGAUUGGAGACACGGCCAAAGAACUUCCUGAUUUGAAAGACUUUUUACACUUCUCCGGAUACUUAAACUCUUCCACUUCGAAUCCAAAUUUCACUGAUGAAUUCACGGUAAAUCUUCAAUCUGCAAUAAUCAAAUUUCAGAAAACUUUCAAUCUCAAAACUUCAGGUCAGCUUGAUGAAAAUACAUAUAAUAUUCUGUCAAAGCCACGUUGCGGUGUUCCUGACAUCGUAAACGAAACCACCACCAUGAGUAACGACGUUAAGUCGUUUAAACCAUGGUGGACGGGAAAAGAGUUGAAAUAUGCUUUUCACCCGGAGAAUAACCUUCCGGAGAAUGUUAAGUCGUUGUUUCAAGACGCGUUUAAUCGUUGGUCGAAGGUAACUGCGUUGGACUUCGUAGAGACGGUGUCGUUUAAUGGUUCGGAUAUUCGUAUAGCGUUUGUGACGAUGGAUGGAAAAGGUGGAAUGGUUGGAGGUGGUUAUGUAAACAAUAGUGUUCAUGUUGGGAGUAUAUAUUUGGAUGCUGAGGAAAAUUGGGUGGUGUCGAGUAAGAGUGCUAUUGAUGAGGAUGAUGUGGAUUUGGAAUCAUUUGUGAUGCAUCAAAUUGGACAUUUAUUAGGGUUGGGACAUUCUUCUGUGGAAGAGUCUAUUAUGUAUCCGAUUGUGUUGCCAAAAAAGAAGAUUGAGUUGGUGAAUGAUGAUGAUUUGCAGAAGAUUCAGCAAAUAUAUGGUGUGACAGUGACUCCUUGAAGUGGUUAACAUAGUUCUUGUUCUUGGCUUGGCUAGUGGAUUUAUGGGUAUUUGAGUUUUUGGUGUGUGUUUGUGUGUUUGAAUUAGAUACUAGUAUGAAAUUAGAAGUUAAAAGUAUGUUAUGUAAUAAGACUGUUGUUGUGAAAAACGAUACCAAUAACAAAGUAUAAUAGGGAAUUAGGGAAGAGAAUAAGAACACAAUAAUUGGUUAUAACUGCUA